AUGCUGCUUUCAGCUUCAAGCAGAUUGGUACACGUUUUCAAACAAACCUUCAUACCUUCGGUCAGAGUCAGUUCUGUGAUCCCUAAACGUAUGGCUCAUGGUGGCCCAGUUGAAUCUGAUGAAGAAUUCGACUGCAGGUACGAAGCAUUCUUCAACAAGCCGGAUAUAGACGGGUGGGAGGUACGCAAGGGAAUGAACGACCUUCACGGCAUGGACCUGGUACCAGACCCUAGGAUCAUCAAGGCAGCCCUCCACGCCUGUCGACGGGUGAAUGACUACGCCCUAGCUGUUAGGUUCAUUGAAGCUUGCAAGUGUAAGUGCGGAUCCAAAGUGAACGAGAUAUACCCGUACAUCAUUCAGGAAAUCAAGCCAACAUUGACGGACCUUGGCAUUGAGACUCCGGAAGAAUUGGGUUAUGAUAAGCCCGAAUUGGCUUUGUUGGAUGUGUACGAGAUGUAA
Messenger RNA from Amyelois transitella, 459 nucleotides. Its product is annotated as cytochrome c oxidase subunit 5A, mitochondrial-like. Gene Ontology annotation, cellular component: mitochondrial inner membrane. The record is from RefSeq and is a predicted model, not a curated record. The transcript is spliced from 2 exons. NCBI's taxonomy places the organism in Eukaryota, Metazoa, Arthropoda, Insecta, Lepidoptera, Pyralidae. Gene Ontology annotation, biological process: mitochondrial electron transport, cytochrome c to oxygen. The coding region runs from base 1 to 459 and encodes 152 amino acids.